This is a messenger RNA of Glossina fuscipes, 1478 nucleotides long. Its product is annotated as glycine-rich cell wall structural protein 1.8-like. Bases 54 to 1478 code for a protein of 474 amino acids. The transcript has 3 exons. The record is from RefSeq and is a predicted model, not a curated record. Lineage: Eukaryota; Metazoa; Arthropoda; Insecta; Diptera; Glossinidae.
AAUUUAAUAUCCGGUUUACUUGUUAAUUCAAUUUUCAAUUAAUUGAGAAGAAAAUGAAGAAAUUUUCUGCAUUACUGUUGAUAUUGGUGACUGCGACCGCUGUGACGCCUACUUUGCAUAAACUGAAGCAUAAAUUAUUCGGUGGUUAUGGCGGUGGCGGCGGGAAUUGCUAUACUUGCGGUGGCGGCGGAUACGGUAAUUACGGUGGGGGAGCGGGAGGGGGAGGGGGAGGGGGAGGCGGACGAUAUGAUGUCUAUGCUGUUAAACAAAUUCCGGUUUACACAGUUCAGCAAGUACCCGUUAGUACGGGUGGUUAUGGGGGUCAUGGAGGUUAUGGCGGUGGAGGUGGUCACGGAGGUUAUGGCGGCGGCGGUGGUGGUAGCGGCUUAGGUGGCUACGGUGGAGGUAGUUUUGGCGGUUAUGGUGGCGGUAGUUUAAGUGGCUACGGCGGUGGUAGCCAGGGCGGUUAUGGUGGCGUUGGGCAGGGCGGUUAUGGUGGCGGUGGUCAUGGCGGUUACGGCGGCGGAGGUCAAGGUGGUUACGGAGGUGUUGGUCAAGAUGGUGGUGGCGGCUAUGGCGGCUAUGGGGGAGGCAAUCUGGGUGGUCAUGGUGGUGGUGGCCAGGGUGGUGGCGGAUGCAGUACUUGUGGCGGCGGCGGCGGCGGGUCCUGGGCCACUGCCAGCGCAUCUAGUGGCAGUUUUGGUGUAGUCACAGCAGUGCCUACACUAUUCAAAAAGAAAGGCGGCGGUGGUGGCGGUGGCGGCGGUUGUCCAAGAUGCAGUAGUGGCAGUGGUGUUUUAAUAAUUCCUGUUCAACCAAGGCCAGUUCAGCAAGUACCAGUGCAACAGGUGCCUGUACGGCCAGUGCCAGUACAGCAAGGUCAUCCUGGUGGCACCUGUAAUACUUGCGGCGGGGGUGGAGGUGGUUCUUGGGCUACAUUCUUUGUAUGUUUAAUGGCGAUAUGUGCGGUAGCUAAGGCGGGUUAUGCUGGUGGUGGGGGUUACGGUGCUGGGUAUGGCGGUAGUGGCGGAGGUUUCGGUACCUCUGUUAAUGUGUAUAAAGUUAUUUCGAAAGGAGGCGGCAUCGGCGGCGGCGGCGCAGGAUUCGGUGGCGGAUUCGGUGGAGGCGGUUAUGGCGGUGGCAGUUAUUAUAGUGGCGGCGGGGGCUACAGCAGUGGCGGAGGUGGCUUCGGUACCGGAGGCAACAUAAAAAUUAUUAAAGUAAUAUCUCAAGGUGGUGGUAGUGGCGGUAGUUAUGUUGGAGGCGGCGGCGGUGGUUACGGUGGUGGCGGUUACGGCGGUGGGGGUUACGGUGGGGGCGGUGGUUAUGGCGGUGGAGGCGGUGGCUUUGGCGGCAGCGGCGUUGUCAAAAUUAUUAAAGUAAUUUCUACCGGUGGAGCUGGCGGCACGUCAGGUGGUGGCCUCGGCUACGGCGGAGGUAGUUAUGGUCACACUGGAAGUGGCGGGGGCUGGUGGUGA